Molecule: messenger RNA, 1876 nt
Organism: Oryza brachyantha (malo sina)
Lineage: Eukaryota; Viridiplantae; Streptophyta; Magnoliopsida; Poales; Poaceae
Product: sorting nexin 2A
Exons: 5
Coding region: 56-1726 (556 amino acids)
Molecular function (GO): phosphatidylinositol binding
Source: RefSeq, a predicted model, not a curated record
AACGCCUCUUCCUCCCACGGACAGAUCGUCGUCUCGCCCAUCUCCCUCGCCCGCCAUGAUGUCCUCCACCUCGCCGCCGGACCUCGCCGCCGCCGGCGACGGGGACGGCUACAUGGAGACGCUCCCCCUCGCCGCCCCCUUCCCCGCCGCCUCCGAGUACGCCUCCGUCGCCUCCACCUUCGAUCCUCUCCUCUCCGCCGCCGCCGCCGAGCCGCCCUCCUCCUCUCCCACCCGCUCCGCCUUCCCGCUCUCCCCGACUUCCUCCUCCUCGUUCGUCGACCCGCCGUCCUACGCCGACGUGGCUGCCGCGUCCGCCGCGUCCUCGGCCGCCUCCUCCUCCUGCUCCCCGCGCUACGCCAGCGCGUCCUCGUCCGCCUCCCCGAGAUCCGCGCGCGCCGCGGCGUCCGAGUACGCCCUCAUCGCCGUCUCCGACCCGGCGCCCGAGGCCGAGCCCGCCGCCACCUCCCUCGUCCCCGGAUCCGCCCCGACCUACAUCUCCUACCUCGUCACCAGCGCCCGCCGCGGGGACCACCGCCGCCACGCCGUCCGCCGCCGCUUCCGCGACUUCGUCACCCUCGCCGACCGCCUCGCCGAGGCCUUCCGGGGACACUUCGUGCCCCCGCGCCCGGACAAGAACACCGUCGAGAGCCAGGUCAUGCAGCGCGACGAGUUCGUCGCCCAGCGCCGCGCUGCCCUCGAGAGGUACCUCUGGCGGCUCGCCGAGCACCCCGCCAUCGGGCCCAGCGACGAGCUGCGCGUCUUCCUGCAGGCCGAGGGCAAGAUGCCGCUGCCGAGCAGCACCGACGUGGCUUCGCGGAUGCUCGACGGCGCGGCGAGGCUGCCAUGGCAGCUGCUCGGUGAGGAGGCAGUCGCUGCGCCGCAGGAGGUGGUGCAGCCGGCCAAGGGCGGGAGGGACCUGCUGCGGAUAUUCAAGGAGCUGAAGCAAUCGGUCGUGUCCGACUGGGGCGGCGUGAAGCCGCCUCUGGUAGAGGAGGACAAGGAGUUCCUAGACAAAAAACAGAAGCUACAGGAUUGGGAACAGCAGCUGACUACCGCAUCACAGCAGGCUGAAUCACUUGUGAAGGCUCAGCAAGAUAUGGGUGAAACUAUGGGGGCACUUGGAUUGGCAUUCAUCAAACUCACAAAAUUUGAGACGGAGGAGGCAAUGUAUGACUCUCAGAGGAUAAGAGCUGCUGACAGCAAACAUAUAGCCACAGCAGCUGUCAAAGCUAGCAGAGCAUGUCGAGAUUUGAACACGCAAACUGUUAAAUAUCUGGAUACUCUCCAUGAACAUCUAGGGAUAAUGCUGUCUGUCCAUACUGCAUUUUCUGACCGAGCAAGCGCAUUAUUGACGGUACAAACGCUCAUGUCAGACUUGUCAUCAUUGCAAUUGAGGAUUGAAAAACUUGAAGCAGCAGCAUCAAAAAUAUUUGGUGGCGAUAGAUCUAGGCUUCGCAAAGUUGAAGAGUUGAGGGAAACAAUAAGGGCUACUGAAGAUGCUAAAUGCUGCGCACUAAGUGAAUAUGAGAGAAUCAAGGAAAAUAACAGAAGUGAACUCAGCAGACUAGACCGAGAAAGGAAGGAAGACAUGCUUGAGAUGAUCAAAGGAUAUGUUACAAGCCAAGCUGCAUACGCUGAGAAGAUCGUGGAUGGUUGGGAGGCUGUUGCAGAGGAAACGAGUGGGUACGCCGCCCGAAGAUCUGAUGAUUACAACAUGGCGUGGUAGCUUUUCAGCUUUCCUUCUCCCUUUGGUUGGCGGUACACUUGGGUACAUGUAUGUACAAUGUAAUCUAGGAGGGCCAAGGCCAAAACAGAAACACAGACCGAAUUCAAUUUGUUUUUCAUUUAUUUAAAGGAUAUAUUGGCGUAGUUCAAA